GGGGGAGGGAGGAGAGAGAGGAAGGAAGAGUGGAGUAGACAUCAUCCUGUCAGAGGGAGCCAGGGGUUGGACUUCUGAUUGGGAUUGUCAUCACGUCAGCCCGCGACGCCGUCUCGCACGAAUGUAGUGGAGAUAUCAUCACUGAUGUUCUUCCCGAGCAUUGAAGAGAGGAAGGGUGCAGCAGCGAGGAAAGGCAUGCUAGAGGGAGGGAAAGGAGGAGGAGCAGCAGGAGGUUUAGGGAGAGAGGCGGAGAAGAAGCUGACGUGGAAGUAACAUUAAGAUCUGUACGGUAUUUGCAGGCGUAACUGAGCGCUGGAACCUCAGUGGCGACCUCGAACGGUGGUGAUAUCAGCAAAGGCGACAAGCGAUUGGUUGAUUGAUUGGUUUUUGACUGGUUGAUUGAUUGAUUGAUUGAUUGGUUGCUGGAACGGAUUCCUAUCUUUCUCGAUCGAUCGACGAACUCUUUUUCCUGUGAUGAACAUCAGCACGUCUGUUUUUCUGUCCAGCAUCCACCAGCCUUACUGAGUUGGACACACCUUUACCCUACCUAUGCAUCAACUAAUCGACUCAUAAAAUUUUUAACGCCUUCUAUCAUCUAUGUAGCUAUCUAUCUAUCUAUCUAUCUAUCUAUCUAUCUAUCUAUCAUUUAUCUAUCUAUCUAUCUAUCUAUAUACAUAUAUAUAGAUAUAUAUACCCCAAUCGAUCGAUCGAUGUCCUUUUCUUUUUCCGUGACGAUUGCCAGAGGAGGAGAGGAGCACCGACCCGCGGGACUGUGAUCGAGAGAGUGGCGACAAGACGGGGGCGUAUAUACAAAUUAAGUCCCCCAUUAUCGGGGGUGAUGAUCAUUACAGGGCGAGAUUAUCGGUCAUUACUUUUUGCUUCGGUGAUGAUAUCCGGAGGGAUUAGCUAUCUAUCAGUUUUUUUGUCGGUGAUGAUAGCGGGAGGGAGCCGGGGUCCUCUGUGGAAGUGCCACGUGUCCUUCUCCGCUGGGUGAAUCGGGGUCACGGAAGAGUAGGAUCAAACACUGACCACAGUCAUUUCUGCCGAUAUACAUCCUUCCUCUCCCCUUUUUGCAUGUAUACCCUCGUCCGUUUACACCCACGUCCAUCUAUACCCUCUUCUGUGGAAUUGGAACUGCCGCGUAGCGUGUCGUAAGUACCGCGUGUUCGUCGCCGCUGAGACGGUCGGGGUCGCUGCCGAUAUACCGUUUGAGUUUACUAAAUCCUUUUCAAGUAUCAAGACCAAUCCCCUCCCCCUCCCCCUCCCCCUCGUUCUCCCCGGCGUGCGUUCACCCAUAGCUUACGCGCCAUAGCCUGCGAGAGCGCGAGCGACCGAGUGGGGCAGGAGGGCGAUCGACCGGCGGGGAGAGGAGGUGUCUUGUGCAUGUGGCCGGACAUCUUGGCCACGUACGUGGGCGGGGUUAAUCGGAAAAGAACAACGGGGAUAUUCUAGUCGAGAGCGAGAGGCGGGGAACGUGGAAGACGUGGAAGACGAAGCAGCGGAAAACGAAAGGGGGCUUUUUUUGGAUUAUCGGGUACGGUGUGUGCGUGUGUAUGUGGGGGGGGGCGGGCGCAAGGGGGGGGACGCCGCGGGAGGGGAGGAGUGGGAGAGGGAGGAAGGAGGAAGGAGGACCGGUUCAACGAGAAGAAGAAGACUGUGGUAGAAGCAGAGACGCGGAGGCGGCUAUGGGCGGUACGGAUUACGUUGUGGGAAUGGCAAAGAAAUCCAUCUUCUCCGAUGGCGGGAGUCGGCGGGAUCCAUGCGUGAUAUUGGAGAUCGACUCGGAAUCGUCGAUGGUAGAACGGCCACGUGUCCUUUCUGUACUGGCCACAUUGCUGGAGCGGCUGGUCGCGCGCAAUGAGAGACACGUGAUGACCACUGCCACCACGCCCUACGCAUCCCCUUGUCGCGGCAAAUUGACCGUCUUUCACGGCCUUCGUGCCCCAUCCAUCACCAUCGACAAGUACUUGGAACGAAUCUUCAAGUAUGCUAAUUGUUCUCCGGCUUGUUUCGUCGUGGCUUACGUCUACAUCGACCGAUUGAUUCAGCGCCAACCAGAGCUUCCCAUCACUUCCCUGAACGUUCACCGCCUUCUCGUCACUGCUGUCAUGGUCGCCGCCAAGUUCCUCGACGACGUGUACUUCAACAACGGCUACUACGCCAAGGUAGGCGGAGUCACCACGGCGGAGAUGAAUCGGUUGGAACUGGAGUUUCUGUUCCGUUUGGAUUUUCGACUGCACGUGACCACGGGAGUGUUUGAACACUAUAGUUCGCAUCUAGAGAAGGAAUUGAUUUUGUCGGGAGGUCACAAGAUGGACCGCCCGCUGAUGUCGCCUCUUCGACCUUCGCUGGAGCCGUCGGCUACCGAUUUGAAGGUAUCGAAGGCCAAGACUCUCGGCCGUGUCAGUGGGAUGAUCAAAUCGGUCAAUGGCGCGCAACAGUGUCGGGAUGGGAGCGGCGGUUGGGAGAGAUUGUGUGCCGAGGUGUGGGAGGGGAAGAACAUCGAGGAGGAGGAGGAGGAGAAGGGGGAGGAGGAGAAAGAGGAGGAGGAGAGGAGAAGGGAAGGAGACAUAGUUAGUGGAAUAAAGAAAGCGAAGCGAAAGAAAAAGACGGCGUGGAAGGGAGAGAGAGGGGGGGUGGUCGUCGAGGAGGAGGAGGAGGAGGAGGAGAAGGGGGAGGAGGAGGAGGAGGAGAGGAGAAGGGAAGGAGACCUGGUAAGUGGAAUAAAGAAAGGGAAGUGAAAGAAAAAGAUGGUGUGGAAGGGGGAGAGAGGGGAAGGAAAGGGAAAAGAAUAGAAUAGAGAAGAUAUGUAUAAGGUGAGUGAGGAGAAAAGCCGGUGUAUGGGUGUUGUUGUGCUGAGGUGGGUUGGAGCGGAACCGGAGCGGUGUAUGGGUGUUGAGGUGUGGGAGAGGAAGAAGGAAGAAGGAAAAGUACAACGAAAAAUGGUGACGUUGUGCAAAGUUGUUCUGUUCGCUCGCUCGUUGGCUCUCCUUUAUCUCAAUAACCAUUCGUUCAUUUGAUGCGUAAGAUUUCUUAGGACGAUAGACGGAAGAUGUGUGUGUGAGACCGUUGAAAUAGCUAAGAGGGAGAAAAAAAGGUGGAAAAAAAAAGUCGAUGGAUCUAUUUAUGUGUUCGUCUAUGGAGUCUUGGCGGGUAAUUGGAUAUUAGCAGGCGUGUGUCUCACCCAUUGAGUAAUCUCAUCGAAUGCAUCUGGGGGCCAUAUUCAGUUAAAAUGCACAACUGGUGAUGAUGAUGAUGAUGAGCAGCAGUUCUGGUUGGUGAUGAAAAGUUGAUGAGGAUGAUAAUGAUGAUGUUGAUGAUGAUGAUGAUGAUGAUGAUGAAGCAAACUUGCCACGUGUAAUGGACAGAUGCCGAUUACGAUUCUACUGGUGCUGGUGUUGAUGAUACUGCUGCUGCUGCUGCUGCUGAUGAUGAUAAUGAUGAUGAUGAUAAUGAUGAUAAUGAUGAUAAUGAUGAUGAAAAGGGUGAUGAUGACGGAAAAGAUGAUGAUGGGGAUGAAGAUAAGUGCGCUGGUGCUAAAAGACUGCUGAUUGAUGAUUGAUGAUGGAUGAUAAUUGAUAAUGAUGAUAAAUGAUGAUGAUGUUGAGUGGAUUGCUGUUAUCGCGAUGGCGCAACUUCCGUGAUGAUGAUAUUGAUGACCUCUGUAGCAUAUUGGUGGCAAUGUUUGUGUAUUACGCAUAAAGGGAAAUAUAUAUACAUAUAUACGCAUAUAUAGGUAGACAUAAUAAUUAUGUUAACGACUUAAUGCAUGGCAAUUAUGAAAAUGCUUGUUGCAUGUAGAUGGUGAUGGUGAUGAUGAAUCGAUGAGGAUGCAUGUAGAAUGGUCAUAAAUGCUGAUGGAUGUUGAUUCGUCGCAAUGGUGAUGGUGCUGAUAUGUUGUUUGCAAAGCUGAGGAUAAUGAUGAUGACGAUGAUGAUGAUUAUGAUGAUGAUGCAUUGAUGAUGAUGAUGAUGAUGAUGAUGAUGAUGCAUUGAUGAUGAUGAUGACGAUGAGGAUGAGGAGGGGGAGAUGAGGAAGGAGGGGUUGUUGAGGAUGAUGACGACGUUGCAAUCGACGCUGAGAAGUUGUUACUUGAUCUGCGCAAAUGUGCAGAGAACCCUCUUUCCCUCUCACCCUCCCUCCCUCCCUCCUCCCCCCCCUCUUCCUUCCUUUGCCGUUUGCUUCUCUCCUCUCCUAGUUCUCUCUUCUCCUCGAAAGAGUAUUGUGAACGAGGUAAGUCCAGUGUGCCUGCUGUUGCUGUAUGUUCUGGGUUAGCUCAGGAAUGACAGCGAGAGAAUGUUGCGAGAAUGUUCCGUUUCAUGGCGAUAAUAGAAGUGCUGAAAACGGUGAAAAUCUUCUUUUUCAGGAAGAUUUAGGGUUGAAAAUGAUGGGCAUUUUUUUUCUCGUUCUUCAUGGUCGUGAUUUUGUUUGUAGGGGUGGCAUUGCUCGGCCCACAGUCAGAGAGAAGUAGCUUAGCGGAUCUUUGAGGUUUCAUGUAUAAUAUCACCACCUCUAGA
Chara braunii is the source of this 4517-nucleotide messenger RNA. The record is from the annotation of a GenBank genome assembly. Lineage: Eukaryota; Viridiplantae; Streptophyta; Charophyceae; Charales; Characeae.